Messenger RNA from Dictyostelium discoideum AX4, 774 nucleotides. RefSeq names its product thyroxine 5'-deiodinase (gene dio3). The transcript has a single exon. Lineage: Eukaryota; Evosea; Eumycetozoa; Dictyosteliales; Dictyosteliaceae. Gene Ontology annotation, molecular function: thyroxine 5'-deiodinase activity. The record is from RefSeq and is a predicted model, not a curated record.
AUGAAUUAUUUAUUUAAUAUUUUUGAAGAAGAGAAACCAAUUAAAAAAGCCCCCAUUAUAACAGAGGAAUGUUAUAGAAAUGGAUACCAUCCGAGUAAAUGGGAAUUAGCACAAGUAUUAUUGAAUGGUAUUUGGAAACCUUAUAAAUUCAAAAGUUAUAUGCAAUAUAAAUCAAGAGAACGUUUAAAUUUACAAGCAGAUACCCAAUGUCCAGAUGCAAUACUAUUGGAUGACCAAACCAACCAAGAGGUAUCAUUAUAUGAUUUAUUUAAUAGUAAUAAUAAUGAAAAAUCAGUGCAAGAUAGACCAAUGGUAUUAAUUUGUGGUAGUUUCACCUGACCCCCAUUCCGCGACAAGAUGUGUAUGUUUCAAGACAUCUUUGUCGAUUUUAAAGAGUGGGUUGAUAUUUAUAUUGUUUAUUUGAAAGAGAUACAUCCAGCUGAUGAAUGGUAUAUUGGUGGUGAUGAAAUUAGUCUAUGUUAUCGUCAACCUAAAACAAUGGAAGAUAGAAGGGAAAUAAUCAAAGAUUUGAAAGAGUAUGCUCCAUUUUGUACAAUUCCAUUCUUAAUUGAUAAAAUGGAUAAUAAUUUCAAUAAAGUUUAUGACGCAGUUCCAGAAAGGUUAUAUGUUUUAGAAGAUAAAAAAUUCAAAUAUGUUGGUGGUCCUGGCCCAUUUGGUUUCAUACCUGAAGAAUUACGUGAAUUUUUAACAAAACGUUAUAAACCACAUUUAUUAGAUCUUAAAAAUAAUUUAUCAAUACCACCAUCCCAAUAA